Molecule: messenger RNA, 4308 nt
Organism: Phyllostomus discolor (pale spear-nosed bat)
Lineage: Eukaryota; Metazoa; Chordata; Mammalia; Chiroptera; Phyllostomidae
Product: P2Y purinoceptor 3-like
Biological process (GO): G protein-coupled receptor signaling pathway
Cellular component (GO): plasma membrane
Molecular function (GO): G protein-coupled receptor activity
Source: RefSeq, a predicted model, not a curated record
UGAAAAGCUGUCUCUCCACACUAGGCAGGCCUGAAAGUGUGCAGGAAGUGUCUUAGUCUGCAAGCUGCUGCAACCAAAUGCCACAGGCUGGGCAGCCCGACCAAUGUAUAUGACCUCUCACAGUUCUGGAGAUCGGGAAGCCCAAGAUCAAGAACUGUAGGGAUUAGUUCCUGGUGAGAAUACUUCCUGGCUUGCCCGUCACCUUCUCACUGUGUCUUCACAUGAGAGCGAGUGAGAGAGAGAGCCAGUGCUCUCUGCUUUCCUGUAUUAUAAAGGUACUAAUUCUAUUGGAUUAGGGCCCCAUUCAUAUGACUCCAUUUAACCUUAGUUACUUCCUUACUCCAAAUGCACACUGGGGGUUCAACCUCUGUAUUUGCAGGGGACACAGUUCAGACCACAGCAGAAGGUAACAGCCAGGAAGAAAAGGGACCUUAUCCUGCUUUGGGGUAGCAAAGCCAUACUUGACCUCCCAUCCUGACAUAAACCAAAGAGCUCUGGUUUCCUAGGCAACAUAGUCUCCAGGGCAAGAGGAAGAGGGUGGGGUGAGCUCUGAAACAUGUUGGGGUUCUCCCUUGUGGCAGGCCUGUGGUGCCCGAGGCUCUCUCUUCACUGAUUCUCAGAGCAACCUCACCAGAGACUGCCCCGUUCUGCUGGCUGAGAGAGAAGUGAUCUUCUUCAGACUGUCCCAGGGGUCCUGACAGAGCAGAUCUGAGUGCCUUUCACCAUCACAGUGUGCCAUGAGGAGUGGACGCAUGAUGCCCAGGAGGGGUGAGACCCUGGGGUUAGAGGGCACCGUGAGCCCUACAGGGGUGUCUUCUCUGAUCCUCACCAGUGAGACUGGGUAAUAAUGCGCCGUCUGCAAGGCUGUUCUGAAAAUUAAAUAAGAUCACGGAUGUGAGCCUGCUGGCCAAGCCAGGGCUCAGCGAGGCUGGUCCCUUCCUCAGCUUCCCUAUGAGAGCCCACACUGAGCUGGGAGGCAGCUUCGCUGGCAAUAACUAAGCCUCUGCCAGCCUCCAACAUGAAAGAUUACAGGGAACAAAUUGAAUGAAAACUACAGUCCUUUUACUUACCCAGCCAAAAAGCCUUGCUCUCCCAGUCGGGUGGAUUUUAAAGCCAGCCAGUGAGGUGUCAAGCCCCUUGGCAGGCUGCAGACAGCGAGCCACUGUCGCCACAACCUCGGGACACCAGUCCCAGCCUUCAGAGCUUCAGGCUUCAGCUCCACAACUGGCCUCACCACCCACGCAGCCUCAGGGACACCCUCCACACCUCCAAUGUCCAAUCCUGUCGCUCUCUGCCUCAACGGUGUCUCCAACGUCAGGUUCCUCCUCUCCGUCCAUCCCACAUGGCCUCGCUGGGGGCACUAAGCAUCUCUUGCCUGCACACACUGCUGCAGCCCCUCUUCUAGUCUGACUGCUCCAGGCCCAGUUCCGUGCCGCUGCUGGUUAUCUUCCUCAAACACAGCCUCAUUCCAUCACCACCCUGCUUAAGGAUAUCUGCCCUCAGGGUGGCAUCCUUGACCUUCAUCCUUCACGCUGGCUCUCCUGCCAUCCCAGGACACGCUGAGCCCUUCCCCUCCAGCUCCUUGCGUGCCUGCCCUGCCAGGAAUGCCCCUCACUCUCUCUGUCUCAAAGGCUCCUCUUCGUUCUCCCAAGCAGCUCCACUGGCACCUGGUCUAGGAAGCCUUCCCCGCACCCACUCGGGAACUACCACAUCCUGCUGGUUUUCACAGCAUUCUGACCAUUUUCCACAUCAUAUUACCAUUAGCCGUAUCCACUUCUGUCUUCCUGGCCAGACCUAGAGAGCAAGUUCUGUGUUCUGUUCCUCUUGGCCUGGCUCGAUAGAUGCUCAAUAAAUGUUUGACUGACUGAUGUCUCUGAUCCUAUUGUUGUGAAUAAAGUCUUGUACGUUAUAACAUCAAUCAACAUUCAGUGUAUAUGAAAAUUACCUAUCGGAUUUUUCUCUCUCGCCCUGUAUUAACUCAUCUUUCUGAAUAUUAAGCCCUAGAAAUGAACUUCUUUCCAUCUUUGUAGGCACCAUGCUGACUGGCUGACUGACCCACUGACUUCCAAUGUGACAAAACCUGCACGCGGGCUCCACGCACAGCUCCCUCAGGCACGCGGGUCUGCCUGCUGGAUCCGCUCUGUCAGCAGGGAUGGGCGUGAGGUGCAAGCUGCACCUGGCUUCACGGCUCAGAUUUGUUUUCCUGGCUGUUUGGGGUGCUGCGAUGGUUAAUAAGCAAAUCAGCCCCAGUAUUCAAAAUGCAGUUAAUAAAUCCUGAAAGAGAUACAAAUCAAAAUCCUCUAGCAGAGCCUGUAGGCAAAACCUAUGCUUUCCCUAAUCCUCCCUAACCCCUAAGGAUCACUUUGUUUUCCGCCAUGGUAAGUGGGGUUCAGGACCAGAUUGGAGGCAGUGUCACCGGCCCCUGUGAGUGAGGGGCUGGUGUAUCUCUCCUUGGAGAUUUCCUGACUCUAUGCAAAGGAUUCUAGCCAGAGGAGAAGUCAUAGCCCUGGAGGCUGCAUGUGCCAUUUAAAUGACAGCAGUGCCUACCUGCCUCCAUGUGGACUUGAGCUUCCUAACACAACCCAGCCUGGAGGGAGGGAACGCAAGACAGCGUAUGGCCAGCCCUUCGGACUGGUAAGUCUACAAGCCCUCUUGUUGAAGACUGCUUUGCCUUUGAGUUGAAUUGUUUUACUCCUGGAGCUGGUCUCUCUCAGACAAGGCCUGUGACCAGACUUUGGGAGAGUGUUGAGCCAUACACAUCACACAGAGCUGAAUGCCAGAUCACCAGAUCCAGGCAGAGGCUACCACGCGAGGAGGUCAUGCUACUCUGCAGUCUGUUUUGUUUCCUCCCAGGGGAAGCAGAAGCAGGAGAGCGGUGCUCCCAGAGGGAGCUUCCCAGGAGAUGAAGAAGCUGGACACUAACGCCUCAGAGGAACAAGGCUUCUGCCAUCUCUCGGAGGACUACAAGCAGAUCUACCUUCCCCUGACCUACAGCAUCAUCUUUGUGCUAGGGCUGCCCCUGAAUGGCACAGUCUUGUGGCUCUCCUGGCACCAAAGCAAGCGCUGGAACUGUGCCACCAUCUAUCUGGUGAACCUGAUGGUGGCUGAUCUGCUUUAUGUGCUGACGCUGCCCUUCCUCAUCGUCACCUAUGCCCUGGAUGACAGGUGGCCCUUUGGGGACGUGCUCUGCAGGCUGGUGCGCUUCCUGUUCUACACCAACCUCUACGGCAGCAUCCUGCUGCUGACCUGCAUCUCCGUCCACCGCUUCCUGGGCGUGUGCCACCCCCUGACCUCACUGCCCUACCGGACCCGCCGGCACGCCCUGCUGGGCACAGCUGCCACCUGGGCCCUGGUGGUCUUGCAGGUGAUGCCCACACUGGUCUUCUCCCACACAGACUACAUCAAUGGCCAGGUGGUCUGCUACGAUAUGACUGAUCCGGAGAAUUUUGGUGAGUUUUUUGUCUACGGUAUGGUUCAGACGUUUUCUGGCUUUCUUUCCCUCCUUGGUCAUCCUGGUGUGCUACUCGCUGAUGGUGAGGAGCCUGACCAGACCAGAGGAGACCCUCGAGAGGACGGGCAGUGCGGCCCGGGCCAAGUCCAUCCGGACCAUCCUGCUGGUGUGCGGCCUCUUCACCCUCUGCUUCGUGCCCUUCCACGUCACACGCUCCUUCUACCUCCUCCUGCACUUCCUGCUGUCCCAGCACUGCCCACUCCUGACGGCGGCCGGUGUGGCCUACAAGAUAUGGAGGCCGCUGGUGAGCAUGAACAGCUGCCUCAACCCAGUGCUGUAUUUCCUGUCAGUGGGAACAACAGGGUCAGGCUCUUCCAGAAACUGAUGCAUAACAAGAUGGGUGAGCACCCACCUGGGGCCAAGGGAGAGAGACCCAAGGGUGGGCAGAUCUGGGUACUGCCAAGAUAAAAUUUGGGGAAGAGGAGCUUCCUGACAGUGACAAUGACCUGUUUGAACACAGCCAUAUCGCCUAGGGGUGUCCUGCUGGAAAGAACUUUAUACUGAUGUUGAGAUUUUAAAAGAAGAGUAUGGAGUCACCAACACAAAGGAAAACUUUAUUUUGAUGAGAGCUGACAUUUAUCUCUUGUCAUUCAGGUCUCUCAGCUUAAAUGUCACCUCCUGAGAAGUCACUCCAGCCCACCAGAGCUAAUGUUGAACUCUCUACCCAUAAUUCAGUCAUUGUAUUUCCCUAUUGUCUUGUUAACACUUAUUAGUACCUGGACUUAGUUUAUUGACUUGUGAUUUGUCUCUGCCUUCUAGACUACAGGCCCCUGCAGGACAGAGACCUCAUCUGUCUG